Symbiodinium natans is the source of this 801-nucleotide messenger RNA. Lineage: Eukaryota; Dinophyceae; Suessiales; Symbiodiniaceae. The record is from the annotation of a GenBank genome assembly.
AUGAUCAUGUCACAUGUUCUUGCGGUGCUCUUCGGCCUUCAUUGCGUCACUGGCUACCGCCACGAGAUGCAUCUGAACCUUCGCCCCGAGGUGACCAGCAACGAAUCAAGUAAAUCGACUCAGCAUGGUGGCGCCAAUGGUGCUUCUGCCGGCUGUGCCAACGGUGGGAGCCCGUCCUACUGCUCAGGCAAAGACGGGUGGCACUGGUCCCAGAACGCAUGCUGCAAGGAGGGCGAGUAUGUCUCUUGUGAAGAUGGGUCGACGCACUCCACUUGUGAAGGUACGCUGGGGUGGGACAAGGGCCGAGGGUGGAAGUUUAUCGGCGAGGGCAAAUGCUGCACGACCAAGUGGGUGACUUGCGAGACGGGCUCCACAGCAAGCCAGUGCGAAGGCACCUGGGGUGGCGAAAAGCAGAGUGGUUGGAAGUUCGUUGGCAGCGGCAAGUGCUGCCUCGCAACCGACUCUCAGGUGUGGCUGACUUGCGAAACGGGGUCCUCAUCAACGGAGUGCGAAGGCUCCUGGGGAGGCGACAAGAGCAACAGUUUCAAGUACAUUGGCGAUGGAAAAUGUUGCACGCAAAACUGGAUGGCCUGCGAAGCAGGGUCGAAUGCGCAGCAGUGCGAAGGAAGCUGGGGGGCAGACAAGAAGAAUGGUUGGAAGUUCAUUGGAGGCAAGUGCUGCCUAUUCUCUCCUACAUCAAAGGUGAAUCUGCAGUGCCGUUCUGGGUACUCAGCAAGUCAGUGCAGCAAUGAUCGCGGCAAGCUCAUCAGCAGCGACAAGUGCUGCUGGAUGUCCUGGUGA